Rubroshorea leprosula is the source of this 694-nucleotide messenger RNA. Lineage: Eukaryota; Viridiplantae; Streptophyta; Magnoliopsida; Malvales; Dipterocarpaceae. The record is from the annotation of a GenBank genome assembly.
GUGUUUUGUGUCCGCAAGUCCUUCAAGGCUUAAACCCUUACAAGAAAGGCAGCUCUAAAAUACAGAAAUUUGGUGGUUCAAUGGCUGCUAACAAUAUGCCGGCGGGUAUAGAUAAGGAACAGGCCUUUGGAAUGGCAGAAACAGAGAUGGAAUAUAGGGUAGAAUUGUUUAACAGGCUUGCGCAGACAUGUUUCAACAAAUGUGUUGACAAGAGGUACAAGGAAUCUGAGCUUAAUAUGGGUGAAAAUAGCUGCAUUGAUCGUUGUGUUUCCAAAUACUGGCAGGUGAAUGGUAUAAUCGGUCAGAUGCUGAGUGCCGGUGGUAAACCUCCAAUGUGAAAUAUCAGGAUAAUCUUCUCUUAAAUCUGUCCUAACUUUUGAGUUAUGGCCAGGCCUGCUUCUGUGAAAGCUGGACACCAAAGCUACUGUUUGUGUCUAGCAUGUUUGUAUUCAUUUGAUUUUGCUACUUUAUGAAGGUCUAUGACAGUUUUGAUUCAAUGCAGUAUAAUAAAAGAUUCUGUUGCUGGGAAGGCUUUGCCUUCCUUUUGUCUUUUUGAUACAGAAGUGUCCUAUGUUAUCAGUUUCUGCAAUUUGCAGUCAUUUGAAGUGAAAUGUUGUGUUAUGAACUACCAUGGAGAAUGGGAAAUAAAAGAAAGACUAUUUGAUGCUUUGAUCAAUGAAAUUAAAGAUAGCUU